UGGACAGAAGGUGAGCUCAGUUAGGUUUUGACAGCGGAACGCGUAGGUACAUCGCAACGGGUAGCAACGGGAAAGCGGGUUUAGUGUAGAACAGAACGGACCACGAAGUACAGACUAAUUUGAAACGAACUACAGACGAUUUGUUAAACAGUUUACCUUUGAAACAAAAAAAAAACAAGAAAACCAAACCAAAAGUUAAAGUUGUGUUUAUGUUUGAUCGUUGAGUUAUUGUUAUUGCAAAAGUUAAACGAGCGUUAUUUAUUGAGACAUUGAGACCAAAUCCAAAGAAAUCGUAACCAAGUUAAACGAAAAAUCUCCCCAAAACAAAAAACAAAACUACGAAAAUGUCUUUCUCCAAGGCCAAGUUGAAGCGUUUCAAUGACGUGGAUGUGGCCAUCUGUGGCUCGCCAGCUGCCUCAAACAGCUCCGCGGGCUCAGCGGGCAGUGCCACGCCCACCACGUCGACGGCAGCCGCUGUUCCACCCACCGUUCAGCCGGAACGUAAAGAGCAAAUCGAGAAAUUCUUUAAGGAUGCCGUGCGCUUUGCAUCCAGCUCGAAGGAGGCCAAGGAAUUCGCCAUUCCCAAAGAGGACAAAAAGUCAAAAGGAUUGCGCUUGUUCCGCACUCCUUCGUUGCCUCAGCGCCUGCGUUUCCGUCCAGCUCCCAGUCACACGGAUACGGCCAGCGGAACCGCAAGUGGAGCUUCCACUGCUGCCUCCACUCCUUUACAUUCGGCUGCCACCACUCCCGUGAAGGAGGCCAAGUCCGCCAGCCGUUUGAAGGGCAAGGAGGCUCUGCAGUAUGAGAUCCGUCACAAGAACGAGCUGAUCGAGAGUCAGUUGAGCCAGCUGGAUGUGCUGCGUCGCCACGUGGAGCAGUUGAAGGAAGCCGAGGCUAAGUUGCGCGAAGAGCACGAGUUGGCCACCGCCAAGACAGACCAGCUCAUCGAAGCUCUGACCAAUGAGAAUCUUUCGCACAAAGCUUUGAACGAGCAGAUGAGUCAGGAACAUGCCGAUCUUCUGGAGCGUUUGGCUGGCAUGGAACAGCAAUUGCAGCAACAGCGCGAAGAGCAUGAAAGCCAGGUGGAGAAUCUGAUUGCCGAGAGCGAGGCACUGCGUCUGGCCAACGAGCUGCUGCAGGCGGCCAAUGAGGAGCGACGAGUGGUGGAGGAGCAGCUGCAGGCUCAACUCUCUGCCCUACAGGCGGAUGUUGCCCAAGCCCGAGAACAUUGCAGCUUGGAGCAGGCCAAGACCGCCGAGAAUAUUGAGUUGGUGGAGAAUCUCCAGAAGAACAAUGCCUCUCUGCUGGACGACGUGGUCCAGCUGAAGCAGCAGAUCGAGCAGGAUGCUCUGUCCUACGGACAGGAGGCUAAGAGCUGCCAAGCGGAGCUGGAGUGCCUGAAAGUGGAGCGCAACACCCUAAAGAACGACCUGGCCAACAAGUGCACUCUGAUCCGCUCGCUGCAGGACGAACUUCUGGACAAGAACUGCGAGAUCGACGCCCACUGCGACACCAUCCGCCAAUUGUGCCGGGAGCAGGCUCGCCACACCGAGCAGCAGCAGGCGGUGGCUAAGGUGCAGCAGCAGGUGGAAAGUGACCUGGAGGGCGCCGUUGAACGCGAGAAGAGCUACUGGCGUGCCGAGUUGGACAAGCGCCAGAAGCUGGCGGAGAACGAGCUGAUCAAGAUCGAAUUAGAGAAGCAAGACGUGAUGGUACUGCUAGAGACCACCAACGAUAUGCUGCGCAUGCGAGAUGAGAAGCUGCAGAAGUGCGAGGAGCAGUUGCGGAACGGCAUCGACUACUACAUUCAGAUGAGCGAUGCUCUGCAGCAGCAGUUGGUGCAGCUUAAGCAGGACAUGGCCAAGACGAUCACCGAGAAGUACAACUACCAGCUGACUUUGACCAACACCCGGGCCACAGUUAACAUUCUGAUGGAGCGUCUUAAGAAGUCCGAUGCUGAUGUGGAGCAAUUCCGUGCCGAGCUGGAGUCUGUGCAGUUGGCCAAGGGGGCACUGGAGCAGAGCUAUCUGGUUUUGCAGGCGGAUGCAGAGCAACUGCGCCAGCAACUGAACGAAAGCCAGGAGGCACUCUCUGCGCUGAGAUCCUCCUCCCAGACGCUGCAGGGCGAGAUUGCAAACUCAUUCCAGGAGCGCAUCGAUGGCGACGCCCAGCUGGCCCACUACCACGAGCUGCGCCGCAAGGAUGAGACGCGUGAGGCCUACAUGGUGGACAUGAAGAAGGCCCUCGAUGAGUUCGCCACCGUGCUGCAGUUCGCCCAAUUGGAGCUGGACAACAAGGAGCAGAUGCUGGUCAAGGUACGCGAGGAAUGCGAGCAACUAAAGCUGGAGAAUAUUGCACUGAAGUCCAAGCAGCCGGCUUCGGCCCUGCUGGGAACACCUGGCAAGGCAAACCGAUCGAAUACCACCGAUCUGGAGAAGAUCGAGGAUCUGCUAUGCGAUUCGGAGCUACGUUCCGACUGCGACAAGAUCACUUCGUGGUUGCUCAACUCCUCAGAGAAGUGUGUCCGCCAGGACAGCACCAGCGAGAUCAGCGAGCUCCUUCUCGCCGGCAAGUCUUCGCCCCGUCCCACCCCACGAACACCCAAGGCGGCGCCACACACUCCUCGCAGUCCGCGCACUCCCCACACUCCACGAACCCCGCGAUCGGCGGCUAGCACGCCCAAGAAGACCGUCCUGUUCGCCGGCAAGGAGAACGUGCCCAGUCCGCCCCAGAAGCAGGUGCUCAAGGCACGCAACAUUUAGGCUAUUCCUUUGUACCAACUACUUUAUCGUACUAUUAUAAAUUAUAUAACUUAGCUAAGAUCUGAUUCGAAAUAUAUUCAAUACAACUCACGUUGCACACAACACA
This is a messenger RNA of Drosophila eugracilis, 2868 nucleotides long. It is a transcript of the gene mira, whose product is annotated as myosin-2 heavy chain, non muscle. The record is from RefSeq and is a predicted model, not a curated record. Bases 345 to 2762 code for a protein of 805 amino acids. NCBI's taxonomy places the organism in Eukaryota, Metazoa, Arthropoda, Insecta, Diptera, Drosophilidae. The transcript has 2 exons.